AUGAAGAUUGAGAAUUGUCUUGUUAGCGAAGAUGUAUUGCUUUCGAUAUGCAGAGGGUACGUUAGGGUUCAUAGGCCGUUUCAUUCUUUGAGGGUUUUUCACAAGACGAAGGAUUUUGAUUGUGAUCCUACCCACAAGGAACAUGAGAGAAUUGGUUUUCCUCCUACCGUUGCUUCUCUCAAUGUUUUGAUCAAAGCCCUCUGUAGAAAUGAGAAGACGGUGGAUGUUGGUGUUAAGAUAUUCCUUGAAAUGCCUAAACGAGGGUGUGAUCCGGAUUGCUACACAUAUGGAACCUUGAUUAGUGGGUUUUUUCGGUUCGGGAGGAUAGAUGAGGCCAAGUUGUUUGAAGAGAUGGUUGAGAAACACUGUUCACUAACUGUUGUUACAUAUAACUCUAUGAUCCACGGUUUGUGUGAGGCAAAAAAUGUUGGGGAAGCAAUGAGAUAUCUAGAAGAGAUGAAGAGUAAAGACAUCGAGCCGAAUGUUUUCACUUACAGUUUUUAA
This is a messenger RNA of Eruca vesicaria subsp. sativa (arugula), 504 nucleotides long. The record is from the annotation of a GenBank genome assembly. Lineage: Eukaryota; Viridiplantae; Streptophyta; Magnoliopsida; Brassicales; Brassicaceae.